Molecule: messenger RNA, 6392 nt
Organism: Phycodurus eques (leafy seadragon)
Lineage: Eukaryota; Metazoa; Chordata; Actinopteri; Syngnathiformes; Syngnathidae
Gene: st3gal3b
Product: ST3 beta-galactoside alpha-2,3-sialyltransferase 3b
Exons: 13
Coding region: 361-1536 (391 amino acids)
Molecular function (GO): sialyltransferase activity
Source: RefSeq, a predicted model, not a curated record
AGGGGUUGGGAGAAGGAGGACGCGGUGGUGGUAACUCCUAAUUUACCGAGACGCCUCAUGUGACCAACGGUGACACUCUCGCCGCUAUCCCGGCGUGGAGGACGUGCUUGUUGCCCCCCUCAGCUCCUCCACUCUUGGCUGGCUUGAUGUAUGCACGUUCGAGCGUUGGAACCAGCACGCAGUCUUCGUCUUUUUCUUCGUUUUGUCGAGCCCUCGGGUUUCGCCGUCAUGGCCUGGAGGGGAGCAAGAACACUCUCCUAUUAUCACCCCAUCCAUUACACCAAUUAGGAUUGAAGUAAGAGGCUCGGGGGAGAAUAUAAGGUGAUGACCUGGAUAGUGCCAUGUGAAUGACUGAAGACCAUGAAGUCCACACACAAGCUGCUGUUCGUCCUGUGCCCCAUGCUGGUCCUAGGCUUUAUUUACUACUCAUCGGGAAAGCUACAUCUAAACGUAUGGGCCCAGAAGCCACAGCUUGAUGCUGAAGUGACAACUGUAAUCCUCACUAACGGCAAUGAAGUGAAAAGAAUUGCAGAGCUGGAAACUGAUAUCUCCGUGGGACGAAUAGUAGGCUCAGUGUAUGACAAGCAGGGCUUUUUGCUGCAGUUAGACACAAAAUUGCCACCGGAGUUGGCAUACAAGUAUGGCAAUCUCAGCGAAGGCGUGUGCAAGCCAGGAUAUGCAGCAGCCAAAAUGACAACCAUCUAUCCAAAGUUCAGGAAAGCAGCGCCCAUGUUUCUUGACCAAAACUUCAAACGUCUCGCAAAAGUCAGCAAUUACUUGCCUCCAUUUGGAUUCAAAACACAAGAGAGAAUCAUAGACAGCAUUUUAACUACUACCAAAAACUUUGGAUUAGGAGAUGAACUGGACAGUCUCAACUGUAAAAAAUGCAUCAUUGUGGGCAACGGAGGUAUCCUGUCCAACAAGUCUCUGGGAUCCAGUAUAGAUGACUAUGAUGUUGUGGUCAGGUUGAAUGAAGCCCCAGUGGCUGGUUAUGGGAAGGAUGUAGGGACCAAAACUACAAUGAGAAUUACCUACCCAGAGGGAGCUAUUCAGAAGCCUGAACACUACGAAAAGGAUUCACUUUUUGUUUUUUCUGCUUUCAAACCACUGGACUUCAAGUGGUUAAGACAGAUGGUCUUGAAAGAGAGACUGCGAGGUACAGAGGGUUUUUGGAAGUCCGUGGCCCAGCAUGUCCCUCGUGAGCCCAGCGAGAUGAGAAUCCUCAACCCCUACUUCAUCCAGGAGGCUGCCUUCCAGUUCAUAGGCCUGCCCUUUAACAAUGGCAUAAUGGGAAAAGGGAACAUUCCAACUUUAGGCACGGUUGCCAUAACAAUGGCGCUGCAUAACUGUGACGAGGUGGCGGUGGCCGGCUUCGGCUAUGACAUGAAUGCGCCUCACGCACCCCUCCACUAUUACGAGGCCGUCAAGAUGUCUGCUAUCAAAGAGUCAUGGACGCACAACAUAUCUAAGGAGAAGGAGUUCCUGCGCAAGUUAGUGAAGGCCAAUGUCAUCGCGGACCUCACCAACGGCAUCUGAGCUUAUGGCCAUCUAUUCUCCUUCCCCAUGGACUACCGCACAGGAAGCCGGGGAAAGGGCAAAAGAACCCCCAAAUGUCCAGGUGGCCUCCACAAUACAAGGGUUUUCAUAUCAAAGGAGAUUGCUUUCAAAAAUAAGUUUAGUGGUAACGUGCACACACGCGUGCCUUCUGAACCAAAGACGCCGAUUGAUUGAAGCACGAGGUAAAACGGGGGGGGGCGGCGACUGGAGCCACCCACUUCCUCUCUGAUGCGCUGACACCUUUACAGCGUUUACCACUUUAAUAUCCGGUAUUACACCAAUGACGUGACCUGCAGAAGUCGGGCAAAGUGGAACAAAAAUGGAGACUGUGCAGGGACGGGCUGAGUAUUAGCAGUGCCAAAUGUACCUCGAACAGAGGAGAGGUGGCGCUCCUCUCCUUUUUCCUGCCUGAAUGUAUUCACUUUCCUCAAUGUAAAUAGCAAAAGAUUUUUACUUUUUAACGAGCUGCUGCAGCAGCAUCCUGACCAUCCCUGCCUCUUUUCCCACAUUUUGCUUCUGUCCAUUUUCUUCACACAAGCCGAUGACACUGUAUGUUGACAGAAAAGAAGUCUCGUAUAGUUUGCACUCGAGGCCAUAGCUCCUCUCUAAAGCCCCUUAAACUCUCAACAGCUCUAUUUGGCAUCCAGUGGUGAUUAAAAUUUGAUGUUUAGGCAGUUUUUUUUAAAUUCUUUUUUUUUUUUUUUUUUUAAAUAAGUAAACUUCAAUUCCUGUUUUAGCAAUAUUAUAUUUGAGCUGCUUAAUUGUGUUCCCCAACUUUUGUUAAGCAAAGGCACAUGUACAAAUCUGUCACACCACCAAACAAAAAUGUCCAUUUUAAGGCCAGCUUAGUUCUCACUUAAGUCAGUUUCCAAGUCAAUACAGGCUGAAAUCAAUUUCAUUUAGACUAUGACGUUACAUUUGAAAAAUAUCAUGGCACACGGCCAAACAGAAAUGUUACCAAAAGUAUAUAUACUGAUAUAGUGAUUGAACACACCUCAAUCUACCCACAAAUGUAUUUACUCUGUGAAAUCUUUGUUGUAUGAAAGACAAAGAGGUGGAUACAAAGGUUAAUUGUACCUUCUGUCAUCUAGUGGAAGAGCAUUUAAUUGUUCUGCCUGUCACUAUAUGUCGCUGGCAUUGAUAGAUGAACAAAGAUACAUCAUUUAUAGUAAACUAUUUUUAGACCAAUUAGGUGACAUUAGAUCAUUUCUUGUGGAACAGUGGUUGGGAAUCGGUGCUCUGAGUGAAAACAAGGAGAAGCAAAUUAUUUCUUUUGGAGAAUCAAUCUUCGUCAGCUUGUCAUCCCUAUAAGGUGAACCCCAAUCACUUCCAUCUGGACGCUUGAUUUCUCUCAUGUGAGUGUGUGCGCAUGCGUUUCAGUUUGCAAGUGCGGCGGCCUGCUACUGUCUGCAUCGCCUCGUCUGGGUCGGUGGACUGAAUGUUGAAGCCAUCCUACCCGUUGCUGCAGAUCUCAUCGUGCUAGAGAAAUUUGACACUUUUUGAUUGUUGAAAAAAUAGAUAUACAUUGUUUUCAUUAUUUAUUUAGUUACGGAGACCCAGCGUUUGGAUCACAGGCAGGCCUGCUAUCUUUUCUCGUCGCGUUCUGAGGAAACUUAAAAACUGUUUGACUUGACCAUUGUGUGCUUUGUCUAAGAUUACAACAAUUUGUGUGGCAAAAGCAGCGUUACAAUCCGGGAAUUAUUCAGUUUGUUUCUGUUACAAUCUAAAACCCUCAUUGCAUCCUCUUUUCAAAUCACUCAUUGACUCCGAAGUAUUUUCGUACUGCGACGGGUACUAUUUCAAUAUAACACAAUCAACAAUAUCAAGGCAGGAAAGUUCAAAUGCAGUGUAGCCUUGAGAUACGAGUGACCCGAUUUGAGUUUUUGAGAUACGAGCCAUCGCGAUUCUUCACUUCGACUUGUCAGCAGUGAACUCAAUCCCACUCACGUCACAAUAAGCAGCAGUUUAGCAAAUAUUGAAUUCAUCAAAAAGGUCUAAGGCUGUUUAGUGCCACUCAUAAUUAAAGUUCACCACCAAAUGAAACUAAACUAAAAGAAAUGCAUAUUGUGUAUUUAAAGCACCCACGUUAGCAUUUCAGUCCAUUAGCUUAAUGCUAACUGUUAUCCAUGUUGCACUGCUAUAACCCUUUAAGCAAUGGAUUGAACACAAACGGUGCAGCAACAUGUAGACAGCAGUAUAACAGCUUUGUCAUAUUCUUUAUCCUCUGAAUAGAAUGACUAAUAUUAGUGCUGUACUAAUGUGAUAGGAGUUAACGCCUGAAUGAACAGUAUACUGCCUCUUAUCGAUGCAGUGUGAAAAAAGGUAUAAUUCCUUUUAAUUAUAUUUUUCAUUACUGUAUGUUUUUUCAAAGUAUGCUAACAUGGAGUGCUAUUUUCCUAAUUAAAAUACAAAUUUCUUUUUUUUCAACGAGCGUGCUCUUGGAACAAAUUAAACUCGUAUCUCAAGGCACCACUGUAUUUUCACUAUGCGACGUGUACUAUAUUAAUAUAACAUAAUCAACAAUCCCAAAACGGGAAUAAUCCAAUAGCCCAAAAAUAUUCCAAAUAUCUGUUUGCCUUCCAACAUGAAUGACAUAAUCAGUUUUGUAAUCCAUGUGCUUUUGAUAGUUUUGGAAAUUUCUCGAUUUUGUUUCUUUCACUCUCAGGUGGCUUUUCACCUCUUUUCUGUAUAUGCUCCUCCUCCGGAAGUGCAUACAUACUGUAAAGGCACCCGCGCUUAGAUCCCAAAUUGUUACUCUGAAAUUAUCGCAUCAAAUGGGAUUUUGAGAGAGCUCUUAACAGGCGCUCACACUGCCUUACGUUUCAUCUUCUGGAAACUGCAACGAGGAGAAGCGCUGCUGUUUCACUAUGAGCAGUCAGCUGCACGUUAUUUGGGAGAUUUGGGUGCGGUCCAUUUCAUAUCUGCUGUGUUAUGUAUGCAUGUACGUAUGUAGAUCUGAUUUAGAAACACUUGAAGACACUGGUUGUCUUGGAUGUAUGUUUUUUUUUUCUUUUUUUUUUUUUUUUAAAUCUGCAUAGUCACUUUCUACUGCUGUAAAAUACAAAAUACCCUUCUCACAAAAAGUUCCAAGGUCCACUUGGAUGCCUUUCUGUAACUCCUCCAGUCUCUAUCAACCUGCUGAUGAUAUGCUGACAUUCUAUACUUUCUCUGAGAACAUGUUUGUGGGGCUGCAGACAGGAUGUUCUCAGAGGAAAGUGGUCACUGAGCUUCGUGUCAUCAGCAGGUUACAACAGAGAGGCUGGAAGAGUCACAGAAAGGCAUAGAAGUGGAUGUCCUUUGAAAUGUUGUGACUUUGACAUUCAGUCCUGAAAUAUUAGGAAAAGGUACUUGUCCUUUCAAAGGUUAAGACGAGGUCAAAUUAAGUUCACUAGUGAUGGAUCUAGUGCAGUUUAGGUUCAUCCUAAAAUAUUUUGAACUUUUUGUGAGUUGCGUAUGUGCUCGCCAUGAGUCCUAAUCCAGGGUACUCAUUUGGAUGCAUUUGUUUUAAAGGGGACAUAUUGUCCAUUUUUUUCAUAUUUUGAAACCGUUACCAGGUGUAAUUACAUUUUGUCAUUUUACCCAUCAAGAAGCAUGCUUACCACUAUUUGUCUUGCUGAAAUUAUUUGGCUCGGCAAGAACCGUUUCUUGCUGGGCCAAUGGCAAGUACGGCUUUUGUUAUGGGUUUCCUGACGAGAUUACUGCAUUUUCACCCGCGGAGGCAGCACUUCAUCCACUGAGCAGACAAAAGGUUUCUCUCCGGUGUGUUUUCUCGUAUGCUUUUUCAAAAGUGACUUGUAGAGAAGAAAAUUCCCACAGUGAGAACAUUUCCAGCGUUUGUUGUUAGUGUGACCUUCAGAUUGUUCGUGAUCAUCAGUGUGAGGAGUGUGUACCAUUGUGUCGUCACUAUCUGAUAGUAGAGCGAAGACUACUCUUUAUGCACUUCGAUUAGUGUGUGGCUCUGUGCAUGUAGCGCAUGCAGCAAACACAUCGCCAAACACAAAUUUGGCAAAAUUCCAAACUGCGUGCUCAGAGGCACAUUUGCAGAAAUAGGCAGAUUUACUUUUUUUUUUUAAUUUCACCUUUUAUUGGUGUACAGUUAUUUGUAUACAAGCAGUUGAAAGGUCAAUUUUCUAUAAAAUGUCCCCUUUAAACCUAAAAACUGUCUGAGAGUAACAAUUUGAUUCAGCAAGGCAGUCUUACUUUUUGUUAUUAGGAGAGAAGCUCGAAAAAGGAGUUACUGAAAUAUUGGCAAAUGUGCUCGAUGCACAUGGGGAGCAAAACGAUGGCUAGUACAAGUAUGACAUAUUUUGCCUUGUCAAUUUUUAUUUUCAAACACGACUUCUAGUGUGACUGGUGUCCUUGAACGCACCAGCAAGAGGUUGUUUGGUCCCCCGACAUCUGCAGCACUACAUCUUGGUCCUGUGCCACUUUGGUAUCGUUACACAUCGAAGUUGGGCUGUCAAUCUGUUUGACACUAAACAGAUUUGCAGUUGAAGUGCUGCGCGGUUUUGUUAUGGUUUUGUUUUUUCCUCCCCAUGCAGUUUUCGUUCAGAUGGACCGGGCCCAAAUCUCCUUGAAGUCGAAUGUAUUCAAUCAAAUCAUGUUGAUUAUUAUUAUUAUUUUUUUUUUCCUGUAUCAUCAAUGGCAAGUGAUCAAAAAUGGUGUUACUGUCUAAAUCCAAGUGUAAAUUGCUUUCUGCGACUCAAUUAAAAGGUUUGUAAUGGACGCAGUUUCUGACUGAUUCUGUUUUUCGUCACAAUACACCCUCACCUUGUCACAUUAGUGUAAAAUGAGAUCCAACACAAUGGCUCUAUCAAGACCCCUGACAAUUUGAG